AAGGGGAGCAAUCCCGGCGGGCCCCGCGCGCGGCCGCGUUUGAAUGGCCCUGAGUGGGGCUCGGCCCGGGAGCCCGGGGACGCUCUAGGCUUCCGGGCGCAGAGGGUGAGCGCCGGGGCUCGACGGAGGCGCCGCGGGACGAUGAGGCGCCGGUAUUUAAGAGAUUAUGGCAUCUGAAACCCACAAUGUUAAAAAACGGAACUUUUCUAAUAAUAUUGAGGAUCAUUCCAUUGAUCGUCCUAGAAAAAGGAUCUCUAAUUUCACUAAUAAGAACAUGAAGGAGGUUAAGAAAUCUCCAAAACAGUUGGCUGCUUACAUAAAUAGAACAGUUGGACACGCUGUUAAAAGUCCAGAUAAACUACGUAAGGUGACGUAUCACAGAAAGAAAGUUCAUUAUCCUUUUCCAAAUUCUUGUUUUAAAAAGAAACAGUCCCCUAGAACUGGGGGCUGUGACAUGGCAAAUAAAGAAAAUGAACUGGCUUGUGCAGGCCACCUGCCUGAAAAAUUACACCAUGAUAGUCGAACAUAUUUGCUUAACUCCAGUGAUUCUGGAUCUUCACAGACAGAAAGUGCAUCAUCAAAAUACAGUGGUUUUUUUUCUGAGGUAUCUCAGGAUCAUGAAACAAUGGCACAAGUUUUGUUCAGCAGGAAUUUGAGAUUGAAUGUAGCUUUAACCUUCUGGAAAAAGAGAAGUAUAAGUGAAUUUGUAGCUUAUUUGGUGAGGAUAGAAGACCUUGGAGUGGUGGUGGAUUGUCUUCCUGUGCUUACCAAUAGUUUACAGGAAGAAAAACAAUACAUCUCACUUGGCUGCUGUGUAGACUUGUUGCCUCUUGUGAAGUCACUACUUAAAAGCAAAUUUGAAGAAUAUAUAAUAGUUGGUUUAAACUGGCUUCAAGCAGUCAUAAAAAGAUGGUGGUCAGAACUAUCAUCCAAAACAGAAAUUAUAAAUGAUGGAAAUAUUCAUAUUUUAAAACAACAAUUAAGCAGAUUGUGGGAACAAGAAAACCAUCUUACUUUGGUUCCAGGAUAUACUGGUAAUAUAGCUAAGGAUGUAGAUGCUUAUUUAUUACAGUUGCAUUGAAAGACUUCAUCUACUAAAGAACAUUUGGUUAUUCAAAACAUCCCUGGACUAUAUGAUUUCCAAACAAGUCUCAUUGGAGAACUGUGAACUGUGGAAGAAAUCAAAACCUUUUCCUUUUAAAGCCACGUAUGAAACCAAUAACAAAACCCUAACAAUCUACUUCACAUUGAAGUGGAAAAAUAUCCGAAAGGAAGCAGCUUCAACUUUAAUAAGGUGAAAGUGCACUAUGAAGAUUGUUCACCUUCGCUGCAUUUGGGAUUUAUAUGGUUUCUUGGCAAGAACUACUGGAUCUUAAUGCAAUCCUUCAUAAGAAUAUACUUUAUACUAUGUGAAAAAAUAAGACAAAACUUACAACUAGGAAAAGCAAAAACCAAUCAUCAUUACUUUUUUUUAAGAUUGUGUUUUAUAAGAAAACACUCAAAUAUGUGCAGCUAUUUUCUUAUUUUGAAAGACUGAAAGUUUUAAACAUCAUAGCAAAUAAUCAAUACUAAAAGUUUUUUGUCCACACUGAGAUACUGUGUAAACAAAAUGCCUUAAUUAUUAAUAAGCCAAUGUAUAUGAUACCAAGAUCUGUCUAAAAAAAAAAAAAAGAAAAGUAAAACCAACCAUGCUUCUGGCAUGAAAGUUAUGGAAUUAAAUCAGGGGUUUCCAUUUGUGUGGAAUGUUGUUAAAACUUAUUCCACACCAUCUUUAAAACUUGAGAAUAUUUUUAAUGUCUCUGAAUUUUUUUUGCCAGAAUUGUCAUGUCAUGUAUGUAUGUGUUAUUACUAUAUAAAAGAAAGUGGUGACUAUGUAUUUGUAUGUGUGCUUAGCUGGAAAUGUUCAUAGAGUUGGCUAAUUUAUAUUCACUUUCUAUUGUAUAUAGAUUUCUAAUAUUUUCAGUUCUGUAUCAUUUAAGCUUCAUUUGAGUAAAUUUACUAAAUACUUCCAUUUUUUGCUUUUUAAAAAUCUUAUUUUGUAUGAAUUCUAAUUGUUUUUCACUACAUUAUGAUUUAAAGAAUUACAUACUGCUUUAGCAAUGUUUACAGUUAGUGCUGACCUUAUAUUUUUAAUUCCAAUACUUUAUAUUACUACCUCCUCCAAUGGUUGGUAUGAAAUGCCAGCAGACUGUAUGAGGUCUUUUUUUUUUUCCUUAAUACCAUUUUUUGGUGUCAAUGACUCCACUUGUGGAAUGUCUUCACAGCUGUAUAUUUUAGCCUGUCUUUGAGAGUGAUUGGGCUUUAAAUACCACUGUUGUUUCCUACAUCAUCUCAUCUUUAAUGAGCUGGAGAUGCAUCUGAGCAAAGAUUCUUAGUAUCGAAUUUCUGUGCAGUAAUCCUUCAAGCACUUGAAUGUAAGUCUUUAGCAUUUACCCAAUUAGUGACUACUGAUGUGAAUCCUAAACAGACAUCUUUUAUUGGUUUAAAAAUAUUAAAAAAUGUUCUCUUUUA
Pipistrellus kuhlii (Kuhl's pipistrelle) is the source of this 2511-nucleotide messenger RNA. RefSeq names its product katanin regulatory subunit B1 like 1 (gene KATNBL1). The coding region runs from base 167 to 1081 and encodes 304 amino acids. Gene Ontology annotation, molecular function: microtubule binding. Gene Ontology annotation, cellular component: nucleolus. Lineage: Eukaryota; Metazoa; Chordata; Mammalia; Chiroptera; Vespertilionidae. The record is from RefSeq and is a predicted model, not a curated record. The transcript is spliced from 10 exons.